Molecule: messenger RNA, 435 nt
Organism: Trichomonas vaginalis G3
Lineage: Eukaryota; Parabasalia; Trichomonadida; Trichomonadidae
Exons: 1
Coding region: 1-435 (144 amino acids)
Source: RefSeq, a predicted model, not a curated record
AUGGAAGAAGAAUUCAAUUUAACAUAUAAAUCCUAUGAUGCAAAGAAAAAUUUACUUGAACAUCGAGCAGAAGAGCAAAAACGUCUUUUUUCAGAGAGAUGUUAUGCAGAAGGCACGUCAAUGUUUAUUUUAAACGAAAAAUUAAAACGAAUUAAAGUCAUUCAAGAGAGAUUACAAGAAUUAAAAGGCAAUAAGAAUUUAAUGCCUACAGAACAAGAAGUUCGUGAUGCUUUAUAUAGAAAUAAACUCGAAGCAGAAAUGAUUAGUCCAGACCCUGAAUUAGGAGUCAAUCAACUUAUUGAAGAUGAUUUAACUACGAAAAUAGCAGAUGAAAUUCGAAUACCUCAACUCAAAAACAAAAUUUUUGAAUUAGAAUUGAAGAAGAAAGCUCUAAUGCUAUUGGUUGAUAAAAUCCUUCAACAAGAUCAAGCGUAG